Molecule: messenger RNA, 161 nt
Organism: Racocetra fulgida
Lineage: Eukaryota; Fungi; Glomeromycota; Glomeromycetes; Diversisporales; Gigasporaceae
Source: the annotation of a GenBank genome assembly
GGAAUUUCUCAAACCAUGUUACAAGACAUUUGGCAAAAUACUAAGGAUCCUGAAAUUACCAAGCAAUUAGAAAGGAAUAUGGUUUCUAAAGAAGAAAAGACUUAUGAAAUUCUUAGCAGCUUUCUCUCCUGGCGGCAUAACAAAAAAACCAAACUUAAUAA